GAAAAAGGAGCACAAAUUAAACAAAUUAUGAAAUCAAAAGAAAAUGAAAGCCAAAAGAAAGAAAAUAUAAUUAUACAAGUUAAGCAAGAAGAGGAUAAAGAACUUCCUGUAUUGAAAGCUGAUGAUGAAAACAGUUUGUUAGAACAAUUUGAAUUGUUCAACAAAUGUGUGGGUAAACGUAAGUCUAUAUCUAUUGCAAAAUCAACCAAACUAUCACAGAUUAAACAUGCUGCAGAUAAAAACAAUAUGAAAAAUGCAUCAAUUUUACAAACUGUGUAUAAUCACAAAAACCUCCAAAAGAAAAAAGGCGCAAUUUUAAACAAAGAAACGGCAUUAGGAAAUACAAGAAAAAUUUCUACUAAAACAGUCUAUACAUCUAUACCAUCAUCUAUUAAAACUAUGUCGGUAACAUCAUCUGUGUCACAGAGAAAUCAUGAAAAUAGUGAUAUAACAAAAACUGAAGCUGGAACUUCUGCAGAUAUGAAAAUGAAUCCCAUGAUUUACGAUGUUUCUGUAUCAGCAUCAAAUGUCUUGUCAGAUCACAAUUACGCUGGCUAUGCUGCGAGAAAUUCUAAUGCCGAAUCUACAAAACAAGUAUCUCUAUUGAAGUCAAAGUAUCAAAAGGUAUUAUGUAGUACCAUGGAAUGUUUUCAUAAGAGCAGUUCAAAAACUGAUAGUAAUCUGAAAUCUAAUAUAUCUAGUACGAACAAGAAACCAGUAUUAACUUUAUUCAAUCAUAUUCAAGCAACAGAUAAUUUGUCCAAAAAAAAGCAGUGUUCUAAAACGACAAAAGAAUCUGGUGCAGUAAACAACAUAUCUAUUAAUAAUAUAGAUAAGAUUACAUCAGCUUUGGCAAAGAUAAAAAAAGAUCGAGCUGAAGCAUAUAAUUCUCAUUUACAUGGAAAUACACAGCCAGCUAUGAUUUCUGUACUAAAAAAACUGCCGGACACAAUUCCAGCAGUUUUAUCUCACUCUAACACAAAUAUAGCGACUAGUGAAUGUAAAUUAAUUCAAAAUGUAAAUAAACCAAAUGUUGAACAUGCACAAGAGCAAGCGACAAAACCUCGUAAAAAAUUGAAUUUAUCUGAAUAUCGAAAUAGACGAGGUGAUGAUGGUAAAAUAGAUUCUUCACAGCGCACAAUAUUAAUAGAUGUCUAUCAUGCUUAUACUACAACAGAACCAAUUGACAAUCCUAUUGAUCCGCUUAAUCCAAUUUGGUCAGAAAGAAUAAUACUUUCAGUUACAAAAAAUAUAUCAGAAUUAAAACAAAGUGAAUUAAAGCCAAUUACUUGCGAAAAGAAAGUACAGACAUAUGAAACACUUUUUGAACUUUCUACAAAAGCAGUAAAUGACACAAAAGACAAAAAAGAAGAAAGAAAAGAAAACACACACGAUAGUAAAAAUGAUUGCAAUCGAGAAAAAAGCAUAGAAAUAUUGGAAGAAACCAUUAGGCGUUCCAGAAGCUUAAGUAGAUACAAGUCAAAAGACAAAAGCAGAAAUAAUAUAAAAAGAAGUAAGAUUAGGAGUGCAACUAGAAGCAGAAGUAGCAGCAGGAGUAGUAGCAGUAAUAAUAGCAGAAGUAGCAGCAAAAGUACUAGAAGCAGGAGUAGCAGCAAAAGUACUAGAAGCAGGAGUAGCAGCAGGAGUAGUAGGAGCAAGAAUAGAAGUAGUAGGAGCGGAACUAGAAGCAGGAGCUUCUCAAAUAGUCGAUAUCGCAGAAGAAGAAAAUUAAGCCGUAGACGUAGCUCCGUCGUCAGCUCGACGAGCAACAGUAGAUCGUCACACUCGUUUACAUCUAGAUCAAGGCAUUCACGUUCACGUUCUAGAUCAUUCCGAUCUAGAUCGAGAUCUUAUCUACGUUAUUACAGUCGUUCAAGAUCUUCUUCCCGUUCUACUUUUGAUAAAAAUAGAGGAUCAAAUUAUCGCAAAUGUAGUAAUGAUCGUGAAAGAAGUUAUAUGGAAAAAAAUAGCAGAUAUAGAAAAAAUUCGUGUAUAUAUAGAAGAGCUGGAUAUCAUCAGCGCCACGAUAACAGAAUGUCGUGGAGGUAAUGCAUGUUUUUUGAAAUAAACA
Messenger RNA from Pseudomyrmex gracilis, 2071 nucleotides. RefSeq lists its product as uncharacterized. The transcript has 7 exons. Bases 28 to 2049 code for a protein of 673 amino acids. The record is from RefSeq and is a predicted model, not a curated record. NCBI's taxonomy places the organism in Eukaryota, Metazoa, Arthropoda, Insecta, Hymenoptera, Formicidae.